Molecule: messenger RNA, 1198 nt
Organism: Prosopis cineraria
Lineage: Eukaryota; Viridiplantae; Streptophyta; Magnoliopsida; Fabales; Fabaceae
Product: cinnamoyl-CoA reductase 1-like
Exons: 6
Coding region: 31-1083 (350 amino acids)
Molecular function (GO): oxidoreductase activity, acting on the CH-OH group of donors, NAD or NADP as acceptor
Source: RefSeq, a predicted model, not a curated record
UUGGCCGCUUGCGUGGCCCGAACUCAAAACAUGGAUCCAAAUGAAAGUAGAGUGUGCUCGUGUAGCCUGGGUGCUUCUUCGAGUCUGAGUCUUGCUUGCGAGGACCAGGAAAUGGCAGGUGCAGCUACGAAGGUUUGCGUGACUGGUGCUGGAGGCUUUAUCGCGUCUUGGCUCGUUAAGCUUCUUCUUUCCAAGGGCUAUUUUGUUCACGGCACCGUCAGAGAACCUGGUCCGGGUAAUCAGAAGUACGAUCACUUGCUUAAAUUCGAGGGAGCUUCUGGGAACCUUAAGUUCUUCAAGGCUGACCUCUUAGAUUACGAGUCUCUUUCUUCGGCGAUUGCUGGAUGCAGAGCAGUUUUCCAUGUUGCUUGUCCUGUGCCCUCCACAAUUGUACCCAAUCCUGAGGUAGAAGUUAUUGAGCCUUCUGUGAAGGGCACUGCUAAUGUCCUCAAAGCUUGUCUUGAAGCAAAAGUGGAACGGGUUGUCUUUGUAUCCAGUCAAGGCGCUGUUUCCAGGAACCCCAACUUGCCCAAGGAUGGAGUAAUUGAUGAGUCCUGUUGGUCUGAUAAAGAUUGGUGCAGAAGAACUAAGAACUGGUAUUGUUAUUCCAAGACAGAGGCAGAGAUGCAGGCCUUGGAAUUUGCCAGAAACACAGGGCUUCCAGUGGUAACUAUUUGUCCUACCCUGGUGUUGGGGCCAAUUUUACAGUCAACCACUGUCAAUGCAAGUAGUUUGGUUCUCCUCAAACUAUGUAAAGGUCCUGAAUCACUGGAGAAUAAACAUCGGUGGAUAGUAGAUGUGCGUGAUGUAGCCGAUGCAACACUAAUGGCUUAUGAGAAGCCUGAAGCAGAAGGGAGAUACAUAUGCACUGCACAUUCUAUCAACACAGAUGAAUUGGUGGAGAAAUUAAGACGAUUAUAUCCUAACUAUAGCUACCCUAAAAGCUUUAUUGAAGUAGAUGAUCGCAUAAGGUUAAGCUCAGAGAAACUGCAGAGGUUGGAUUGGAGAUACAGGCCACUGGAAGAAACACUAGUUGAUUCUGUUGAGAGCUAUAAGGCCGAAGGGCUUCUGGAAUCAAAAUAACUUUGAUUCUCUCUGUAGCGGACGCACUUUGACUUCGGAACCAAUUUGGAUCCUUUGAAACUAGUUGUUAUUUAUAUUAUUAAUAUGUAUGGAACUAACAAAUUCUAAGCUAAAA